AUGAUCUUGUUGACGCCCAUGUUCUGCAUGAUGCCCACGGCCCGGCGGAUGCCGGCCACCUCGUCGUAUGGGGUGGCGUUCUUCAGCGUGGGAACGUUCUUGCUGGUGGUCAACGCCCUCCUGGCGGCCUCCAUCCCCAUAUUCGUGUUCCAUCUGGGCACCGCCCAUAAGGGCACCGGCGCUCUUCUCUACGACUACUCGGUGGACACGGAGAGGAGCUACACCGUGUCCGUACUGGGCAACGUAGUCUCCGUUCAAGGCACCUCUAGCAGUAGUAGCAGUAGCGCCAGCGUGUCGUCUUUAUCAUCAUUGCCGUCGUCGUCGUCGCUACCAUCGACGCUAGACAAGCGAAACAGAAACAGGGCCGCGCCCUCCGGCGAAAGUCUCACCCCGGUGAAGGGCGCUUCGUCUUCUUCUUCUUCGACCUCCCACGCCGAGCGGGACGCGCUGCGCCCGCCGCCCACUGGCAAGCCCAACGACCAGAUCACGUGCCGCAUGCUCUCGGGCGACGGCAGCGACAACCUCAUCUUCCAGGCCGAGUUCUCCUGGAGCCUCGCCGACCCUCGCGGCGGGUAUUUGAGCGUGAACUAUAUUGUGGAGAUUCUGCACAUCAUCGAGUACGAGGAGACGGACGGGCUCGCGGGCUACCAGCGCGGCGAGGAGCUGUUCAUCUUCGGCAACAGCACCGGCAAGGAGGCCGUGUGGGACUCCUGGAAUGUCUUGAACCGCACGCAGAACGACACGAAGAUCCAGAACUGGCACGCGUACACGACGGACAGCAUCUUCUUUGUCCACGGCAGCGUGAGCGAGCGCAAGGUCAUCGACCAGCGAUUCGGCCACAACCUCACCUCCAAUUCCAUCCGCGUCGACCUCAUCAUCACCGACUUCCCGUUCACCAGACCGAACACGACGCUGGCGCUGGUGAUGCGCGUGCGCAGCAAGGACCCGAUGGUGCUGGUCACCGCGCCGGUGCCCACGUCCGAAUCCGGGGUCCACAUCACCCAGAUCGGCGGCGACGGCAACGACGGCAAAGACGGCAACGACGGCGGCAAUACCAAGGGCGACCCUGACAUCGACGUCGGCGACGAUGACGUUAUGGACGCGUUCAACGACACCGACAUCGACGACGACGACUUUGGCGACGCGUUCAACGACACGGAGAGCGACCUUGGGGGCCGCGCGGCCGAGAGGUUUGGCGGCGGCGAGCCGCGCCUGAUGCCGUCGCCGCCGCCCUGGGUCCACCAGCGCGUGGUGAUCGACAAGGUGGGCAACGGCACCAUCACCGGCAACGUCCAGGGCGUGUUCGAUUGGCCCCUGCUCGUAACGCACGGGCCAAACAUCACCGACAAUCUGCUGGUGACGGGCGGGGAGCAGUCGCUGGUGCUCGCCGAGCGUCUGCUGGGGGACGAGCUGGACUUCAACGAACCCGGCGGCGGCGGGGUGGCGCCCAAGGAGCUCUCGCGCGUCUUCUCCUUCUCCUUCUACGAGGCCCCUCAGUCGUCCGUCUAUCGCUGGUCCUUCAACCUCGGCGUCGACAACAUCACCUGA
This is a messenger RNA of Acanthamoeba castellanii str. Neff, 1548 nucleotides long. RefSeq lists its product as uncharacterized. The record is from RefSeq and is a predicted model, not a curated record. The transcript has 8 exons. Lineage: Eukaryota; Discosea; Longamoebia; Acanthamoebidae. The coding region runs from base 1 to 1548 and encodes 515 amino acids.